Phyllostomus hastatus (greater spear-nosed bat) is the source of this 897-nucleotide messenger RNA. RefSeq names its product ADP/ATP translocase 3-like. The transcript has a single exon. The record is from RefSeq and is a predicted model, not a curated record. Bases 1 to 897 code for a protein of 298 amino acids. Gene Ontology annotation, biological process: mitochondrial ADP transmembrane transport; mitochondrial ATP transmembrane transport. Gene Ontology annotation, cellular component: mitochondrial inner membrane. Gene Ontology annotation, molecular function: ATP:ADP antiporter activity. Lineage: Eukaryota; Metazoa; Chordata; Mammalia; Chiroptera; Phyllostomidae.
AUGAUGGAACAGGUCAUUUCCUUCGCCAAAGACUUCCUGGCUGGAGGCGUCACAGCCGCCAUCUCCAAAACGACCGUGGCCCCGAUUGAGCGGGUCAAGCUGCUACUGCAGGUGCAACAUGCCAGUAAGCAGAUCACGGUGGACAAGCAGUACAAGGGCAUUGUGGACUGCAUCUUGCGUAUCCCCAAGGAACAGGGUGUGCUGUCCUUUUGGAGGGGCAACCUGGCCAAUGUCAUCUACUACUUCCCUACGCAAGCCUUCAACUUUGCCUUCAAGGAUAAAUACAAACAGGUCUUCCUGGGGGGCGUGGACAAGCACACACAGUUCUGGAGGUAUUUUGCUGGCAACCUGGCCUCCGGUGGGGCAGCUGGAGCCACCUCCCUUUGCUUUGUCUACCCCCUGGAUUUCGCCAGAACCCGUCUGGCUGUUGACGUGGGGAAAUCUGACAUCGAGCGGCAGUUUAAAGGCCUGGGACACUGUCUGGUGAAGAUCAUAAAGUCUGACGGCAUCCGUGGCCUGUACCAGGGCUUCAACGUCUCCGUGCAGAGCAUCAUCCUCUACCGGGCUGCCUAUUUCGGCUUGUAUGACACGGCCAAAGGCAUGCUCCCUGACUCCAAGAAGACACACAUCGCAGUGAAUUGGACCAUUGCACAGAUAGUGACGGCUGUGGCAGGCUUGGCCUCCUACCCCUUCGACACCGUGCGGAGGCGGAUGAUGAUGCAGUCUGGGCUCAAAGAAGCUGAGAUCAUGUACAGGGGGACUGUCCACUGCUGGAGGAAGAUCUUCAAGGAUGAGGGAUGCAAAGCCUUCUACAAAGGCGCCUGGUCCAAUGUCCUCAGGGGCAUGGGCGGUGGCUUUGUGCUGGUCCUUUACGACGAGCUGAAGAAAUUCAUCUAG